CGCACACUCACUGCUGCUGGGGGCACGGCGGACACACACACACUCUGCUGGAAGAGCUGUCUGUGUGAGGGGAGAAUGUCAGGGACCAGUCAGCCACAGGACCUGGAGCUCAUUAAAGAACUAGAGCUCAUCUUGGAUUCCUGCACACUGGAGCUCACACCAGUGGAUGAAGUCUGGCCCAACCUGUACAUAGGAAAUGUUGCGGUGGCACAGAAUAGAAAGACAUUAAAUAAGCUCGGCAUCACUCAUGUCCUGAACGCAGCACACUCCAAGCAGGGCAGCAUCGGUGACCAGAGUUUUUAUGGGGACUCCUGUGUUUACUUUGGCAUCCCAGCAGAGGAUUCAGACCGCUUUGACCUCAGUGAGAACUUCAAACCUGCAGCUGCCUUCAUACAUAAAGCCCUGAAGAGCAAAGAUGGAAAAGUGCUGGUGCAUUGCAUCAUGGGAAUGAGUCGAUCAGCCACAUUGGUCCUGGCUUACUUAAUGUUGCGGCAGCGUUUCAUUCUGAGAGAUGCUCUGAAACACAUCGUCCAAAAGCGACCCAUUUAUCCAAACAAGAGCUUUCUGUCCUUGCUCCUCAAACUGGAUCAACAGCUGACAUUCAAACGGAGGUUGUGUCCUCUUUUAUGACACCUCUCCCUCUCUUUCUUCUCCUCCCUCAUCACAUUAGACCUCUAUUCCCAUGAGUUACACUCCACUUUAAUCUGUACGGAAAAUAUCUGUAAAUAAUACUUAUUUUUACUUUUAAAGUUACUUUUCAUGCACAGGUUUAACUUCUGGCUACAGCAGCAAUGAUCAUGUGUUGUAAAAAGUGUAUUUAUUCUCUUUGUAUUAUUUUCAUAUUCAAACUGUAUUCAAAUGUUCCCUGUCAGAGUUGUCCUGCAUGUACACAAGCUUUGUAAAUAUAGCUUUAUGACUCAGUGUGAAUAUGAAUUAAAGACAUUUUGUGUUAUUUAAUUGAAAUAUUCUGGCUGGUUUUAAUAUGGAAAAAGUGCCUUGAAGAAUUAAUGUGCAGUUAACUUCAUGUUAAUGUCACUGUUGUAGUUUAUAUUCAUCUUAAAGAGUAAAGACACUGCUAUACCUGAACUUAUAUAUCCUUAGGUUAUGUAAACCAAAUGCCAAAAUGCAAUAAGCAUAACCUACUUUUCCUUAUUUAUGGUAAAUAAUUCUGCAUGAUGUAAACACAAAUGCAGCUGAAGUAAAUACGUCACUGGAGAUUGUUAUUCACAGCAUGGAUCAUAUUUCUUAAAGGAGCAGAGCAGCUGGCGUUACUCCGCAACAUAGAGACACAUACAGCACCGGUAUGUGUUACAUAACAGUCUGCAGUAAUGGAAACUGAGCCAGUGAGCUAAUGUCAAAGUUCACAGGAUAGUGCCACAUUGUUGACCAUAAGAAUCAGACAUGAAUCAAAAUGCUUUAGAUGUGGUUUUUAUUUGGGAGUUGAACUGCUGAUAGAUGCGGGAUGUUAUGCCACCAAUGAGUGUAUGAUUACAGAGUUAUAAAAGGAAGCAGUCAUGUGUGAGUGUUUAUUGAGAAAUAAGAACAAGCUAGGAAAAGAGUUUGCCCUGCCCCGAAGGUAGGUGAGUUCACAUAGGAUGACUCAGACUGAAAACAGGUUAGUUUGGGGAUUGUUAGGCUUGUCUGUACAGAAUGUAUGGCUUUUAAACUACAGAUAAUUAUAUUCAUUAUGGUUUGUAAGAAAGGUUCAUUGUGAGAAGAAUAUUGCUAUGAAACACAGCAGUGACAAGGGAACUUUGUAUAAUUAAACACAGUGACAUCUUG
Gymnodraco acuticeps is the source of this 1782-nucleotide messenger RNA. RefSeq names its product dual specificity protein phosphatase family protein. Gene Ontology annotation, molecular function: MAP kinase phosphatase activity; protein tyrosine/serine/threonine phosphatase activity. Gene Ontology annotation, cellular component: cytoplasm. Bases 76 to 630 code for a protein of 184 amino acids. The record is from RefSeq and is a predicted model, not a curated record. Gene Ontology annotation, biological process: negative regulation of MAPK cascade; protein dephosphorylation. Lineage: Eukaryota; Metazoa; Chordata; Actinopteri; Perciformes; Bathydraconidae. The transcript has 3 exons.